UCCAAACGAGUGAGAUCGAGUUUCUCUAACGUGUUGUGGCCAGUAAUUGUUUUUGUGCUUGUGUGUGUUUUAGUGUGUGUGUGUCAUUAGAACCGUUCGCUUUGCUGCACUACGUCGAGCUGUGCCAAAAUGAACGAAAAACGAGAUCAGGUCGAUCUGGAGGACCAAGACCUGGCGGAGGAAGAGGAGGCACUUCCCGCUGGUCAAAAGAAAAUGGAGUUACUGCUUGAGUUGAAUCUUAAGCAAAAGUUUGCCACACGUCUGGGCAUAGUUCUGGUGGGAACUCUUAUGUUUGCCCUCUUCUGCUAUGACAGCGCCAUGGCCAGUCUCACUCUGGGAGCGGUAUUGGCUCUACUGAUACGAAGUCCCACCUAUGUGUUUGCCUGGGUAAUGACUGUGAAGCGGGAUCUCAUAGCCCUGCAACGUUUUGUGGCCUUGAAUUUGUAUCUGAUUGUUAUGGAUCGUCGGGGUAAAACCGUUGCCAGAUGCUUUCACGACUUGGCCAAGAAACAUCCCAAAAAGAUAUGCUUAGUAAUGGAUGAUCACAAAUUGACCUACAGUGAGGUUCUUUUGCUGAGUCAAAGGAUAGCCGGAUACUUUCAGAAACGUGGUCUCCAGCGUGGAGAUUGUGUGGCCUUGAUGAUGGAGACACGCGUAGAGUAUCCAUGCAUAUGGCUCGGCCUUUCCCAGUUGGGAGUGAUAACGGCUCUAAUCAAUUCGAACUUGCGGGGUGAAUCUCUGUUGCAUUCCAUAAGAGUGGCUAAUGCAAAAGCCUUGAUAGUGGGCAGUGAAUUGGCAGACAUUCUACAGAAUCUAAUCACUGCCGAGCAACUGCCAAGAGAUUUGCCCAUAUAUCAAUAUGCAGAUGAGCAAUUACGCUCUACGCCGGGCCAUGUACUCCUCGAGAAUGCCAUCGAUUUGAAUGUGGAAUUGUCUAGGCAAACGCCAUUGGAGCUCUCGAAGGUGAUCCUUCCCGAAGAGGCUCGUUCCAAGCUACUAUACGUCUAUACCUCUGGCACUACGGGUCUACCCAAGGCAGCUGUGAUAACCAAUCUGCGAUACCUCUUCAUGACCGCCGGAACUUUCUAUAUGCUGCGUCUGCGUAGCGAUGACAUCAUCUAUAAUCCUCUGCCUCUCUAUCACACAGCUGGAGGCAUUGUCGGUGUGGGCAAUGCUCUGCUCAAUGGCUCCACGGUCGUUUUGCGUAAGAAAUUCUCCGCCUCGAAUUUCUGGCGGGAUUGCUAUCGCAAUCGGUGCACAGUGGCCCAGUACAUAGGUGAGCUGUGUCGCUAUCUUCUGGCCACUCCUUACACCAAAGAUCAGCAGCAACACAAUCUCCGUCUGAUGUAUGGCAAUGGCUUGCGUCCUCAGAUCUGGACGCAGUUCAUCUCCCGCUUUGGCAUACCUCAAAUAGGUGAGAUCUAUGGCGCCACCGAGGGAAAUUCCAACUUGAUUAACAUCACAAAUCGUGUGGGGGCAAUUGGUUUUGUGCCCGUCUUUGGCGGCAAACUGUAUCCAGUUCAGAUUCUCCGCUGUGACGAGCAAACUGGUGAGGUGCUACGCGACUCUCAAGGACGUUGCAUUCGGUGCAAAGUGGGUGAGGCGGGUCUUCUGGUGGGUCAGGUGAAUGCCCGUCGUGCGGUGAGCGCGUUCCACGGUUAUGCCGAUAAGGGAGCCUCAGAACAAAAACUCCUGCGAGAUGUCUUUGGCAAGGGCGAUGUCUAUUUCAACUCUGGCGAUAUGGUGGUCUGUGAUAUUUUGGGUUACUUCUAUUUCAAGGAUCGCACCGGCGAUACCUUUCGCUGGCGAGGAGAAAAUGUGGCAACCCAGGAGGUGGAGGCCAUCAUUACAAAUUGCAUUGGACUCAACGAUUGUGUGGUCUACGGAGUGCAGAUACCCCAUGUGGAGGGUAAGGCUGGCAUGGCUGCCAUUGUGGAUCCCCAGCGUAAGGUGGACAUGGAUUACCUUUCGAUUGUGAUACGAGGAAGCUUGCCACCAUAUGCCCGCCCACUUUUCAUACGCCUACUCGAUGAGAUUCCCCGCACGGCGACAUUCAAACUCAAGAAACGUGAAUUGGCCAUGGAGGGCUAUAAUCUAAGAAAGCUAAAAGAACCCAUUUACUAUCUAAAUCGCGAUGGCAUCUAUAGACAAUUGAGCCAAGAGCAAUAUCAGGCCCUGCAGGCGGGCACAGCUGGACUGUGAGGAGUAACAAAACGAAGGAGCAACAGACGUAGAGAGAGACUUUAGUUUUAGUAUUUUGUAUAACUUUUUCUUCGUUUUAAUUUGUGUAUGUAUUUUAACUUUUUGCCGAAUGUAAUUUUUAGAAACAAACAAACAACCCAAA
Messenger RNA from Drosophila willistoni, 2344 nucleotides. It is a transcript of the gene Fatp3, whose product is annotated as long-chain fatty acid transport protein 4. The transcript has 4 exons. Bases 130 to 2202 code for a protein of 690 amino acids. Gene Ontology annotation, biological process: triglyceride homeostasis. The record is from RefSeq and is a predicted model, not a curated record. Gene Ontology annotation, cellular component: endoplasmic reticulum. Lineage: Eukaryota; Metazoa; Arthropoda; Insecta; Diptera; Drosophilidae. Gene Ontology annotation, molecular function: long-chain fatty acid transmembrane transporter activity; long-chain fatty acid-CoA ligase activity.